Molecule: messenger RNA, 4128 nt
Organism: Mizuhopecten yessoensis (Yesso scallop)
Lineage: Eukaryota; Metazoa; Mollusca; Bivalvia; Pectinida; Pectinidae
Product: E3 ubiquitin-protein ligase RBBP6-like
Exons: 3
Coding region: 156-3632 (1158 amino acids)
Source: RefSeq, a predicted model, not a curated record
ACCCCACCACAAUGUGGAUGUAAACACUGUGCUGUCGGCAUGCUGGCUCGCUAUAUUAUGUAGGAAUAUGCAUGGAUUUAGGACAGAUGUCUUUCUGUGACAAAACAUCGUAAGGAAGACAGUAAUAGUGUGAGCCACAGCAAUAUGGUUGACCAAUGAGUAUAAUGUCACGGAAACAACCGAAAAAAAGGUCGUUGAAAUUAUUGGAGAAGUUGGUACAGGACAACAGCAGUGAGGAAGGAGCUGAGGAAAGGGAGGCACUGUUAGAUAGUCUUAUAAAGGAACAUGGUGGCAACCACUUCUACGAAAAAAUGAACGGGAGUUACACAAAGAAAGGCAAGACCAAGGCAGGGAAAGAGGCAGAGAACGAACGUCAGUCCCGAUCCAGAACGAAGGAUCAACAUGACCGCAUAUUGUAUGCUAAAAAGCCUCCGACUGGUCAGGGGUCAAUUUCUGUACCGUCGGGUCAUGUUAAAAAUGGAAAGUCAAGGUCACGAUCAAGGUCAGGUUCUUGUUCAUCCUCAUCAAGUUUUUGGUCAAGUGGAUCAAAGUCAAGGUCAAGAUCAAGGUCUCCUAAGCGUGGAACACCACGGAGUUCCAGAAGAAGGUCGUAUUCUAGUUCAAGGUCAAGGUCCCAUUCAAGAUCAAGAUCUCGUUCGCGUUCUAAAUCUAGAUCAAAAUCAAGAUCAAAGUCAUCCUCUCCACAUUCAUAUGUGCAUGGUGUUCAUACACACUUGAACCUUAAAAACAGUUCAAAGCCUCAUGACACAAUGAGUGAACAAGGUCAUAGGCAAAGGAAAACGAACCAGCAAAGUCGUAAGACUAAACUGUUAAAUCGAUCCCCACUUAGGAAGUUCAGAUCAAUGGAGAUCAAUCCUGAUGUGUUUAUUGAGGAACGACUGAAUCAAAAAUACAAAGAACUCCAUGAACUUGUGCAGACAAGCUUUAGUGACCGCCGACCGCAGGUCACACGGGACUAUUUCAAUCAGAUCCAGUCUCUGCGGGAUUCCUAUACAAAAGUCAGCCAUGGACUGCAGCCCUCUGGGCUUCUGUUGCCAGGGACAGGGAUGCUCAGUGACAUCAAACCCCCUGGGGUGCCACAGAGGAGACGCCCAAUGUCUGCCAGUACUCAUGCUGAACUUCGAGACUUGACAGCUGAGGAUGGAACCUACUAUACUAUCAGAAAUGUCAUGACCGCUUCAACAGCCAAGCAGCAGCAGAAGGUCAGGACUGACAUCAAUGGUGAAGGUAUCAACAAGAAAAAGAAAAAAAAGAAAAGGUCAGAUCACAGAAGGAAGGAUUCUGGAUCAACGAUAGAUUCUACAGUACAUCACAAUGGUUAUCAUGACAACUCUCCGAGUAACAGGACCCCAAGUAGUAGCAAGGCCACAGGGUCUCCACGGCAAAAAGGACCACCAGAGCCCAUGGACCACCACAUCAAACACAGUAAUAACCCAGAACUGCUCUCCUGGCUCAAACAGAAAGAUAUCACUCACAGGAAACAAAAGCGAGAGGAAAAACAGAAGAAAAAAGAAGAACGACAAAAGGUUAUUUUGGAGGCAAAUGACAAGUUUGAGAAGAGACUGGAGUCCCAAAAACUGGUUGACAAAUGGAUGAAAGCAAAACAGAAGGAGUGUAGAGCAAAAAGUAGAGAGGAAAAGAUUAGAGAAAAAAUAAGGUCAAGAGAAAGAAUUAAUCAAGAAAAUGUCAACACGCUGACAGUUCCAGGAAAACCCUUACGUCCACAGUCUGCACCACCUAAAAAGGGAGUUCACUCUGGAAAAGAGGGCAGUCAACAGGAACAUGUGCAAGUUGCACCCGGGGUGACACGAUUGAAGGAGGAUGAAAUGAAACAGGCAAAGACUGUGGGUAUGGAACCUCACCCACCAGCCUCCAAGUUCAUCUACAAAAGGCCGGUAGCAGGACGCAUCAAACUCGCCAUGAGAGAGCGACCGAAAAGUGCAUCUGUAAUCGCCCCACAACGCAAUGCAUCUGCAUCACCAAGGCGAGUGAGUGCCAGAGAUAAUUCUAAUGAAAAUAGACAGAGAAUGUCUUAUGAGGACUGGCUACAGCAGAAACGAAAGCAUGAACUUCAACAGAAAAAGGAAAUUCAGCUUCAAAAAGAAGAACUCGCUAAGUCUGAUCCUGAAUUAGCGAAAAUUGUACCAGAAAUAGCAAAGAAGAGGAUACAUCGAGUGCUAGAAGGAAAGAAGUCCAUUGAUACUGGAAUAAAGAAUUUUGAUGACAGAGCCAACAAAUCUUUUGGAGGUGCAGAUUUCAAUGACGAGGAUGUCAGUGCAGGUGAAGAGAAGAGUCCUCGCCCAUCAUACCGCCUUGACUCCGACAGGAUUAGCAAGACGGAUCCAAAGAAUUCUUCUAGAAAUUUGAAUCUGUCUGGACAGAGUGUAAACAUGGAUAGUCGUCCCGGCACAGCUCCUGCCAGGGGUAGGGUUCCCACACCCAAACGCUCCUCAAACUCCCCUAGGAAAGCAGUGGCACCACCUAAGGACAAGAUGAGUGAUGAAGUGUCAACAGGGUUCAGUCUGCCGUUUCAGGAGAAGGAUGGCGUACCUAAACAUGUAGCUUCUACUCAGAGGAAACUGUUUGCUGAAAAAGUAUGGGAACAGUUGAAGGAUGAAGAAAGACCAGAGCCACAGGGAUGUGCUGCAACAGAGACACAACAACAUCUGCUGUCCUCACAAGAGGGAACUCAGAGUGCAAAGGUAGAUAACUCAACAAAGACAGAAAACAAUGCAAAGAGCGAUGAUUCAAAUACAACAGCAGGUGAAAAUAAUACAAAGGAUGAGGAAAGUACUGGUAAGAAAGUAGAAGAACAGAAGGAAGAAAUUGUUGGAGAUUUUUUCCUUACAUCACGGGAAGAUAUUUUAGAUGAAGUGAAAACAGAAAAUGAUUCAAAGGAAAGUGAACAGACAGUUGAGACUCCUGCUAAGGAGGAGAAGAAAGUUGAAGAGUCUUCAAUGAAAGAGGAUGUGAAGAAUGACAGGGAAAAUGAGGACAAAAUAGAGGAGGUGUCCUCUGAGGUGAAACCACCUAUUAACGACUUGGAAACAGACUCUGGUGACUUAACAGGUGCUUGUGAUACACAGAAUGGACGAAAUGACCAACAGGAGGUCAAUGUCAGUGUAGCUCAUGACAACAGUCCUCGACAGGAUGUCACUGAAAGUGUAGCUCAUGACAACAGUCCUCGACAGGAUUUCACUGAAAGUGUAGCUCAGGACAACAGUCCUCGACAGGAUGUCACUGAAAGCGAGCUACAUUUAAACACCGAUGACCUACGUCCACAAUCGGCCAACACAUCUCGCAGUCUUAAGCAUGUGUCAUUUAGUGAGGAGACAGAGGUCUUUGGCAAAGAUGAGCAAGAGGGAGAGGAGGUUGAUUGGAGCACGGAUACUGCAACACCUGAUGUGGAUGACUAUGCUAGCAUGGCCAGAGAUGAUCUUAACAUGGCGGAGGAAACAAGGGAGGACCAGGAGGUAGGGGAACCGAUGCCAGAGGAGGUACCAAGUCAGAUAACAAGGGAGGACAAGGAGGUAGGGGAACCGGUGCCAGAGGAGGUACCAAGUCAGAUGUCACGUACAUCACUGGCCGAAAGUAUGGAGGAGGAUUUCUAAAUACUUUUCUUAGUGAAAUCUAUUCUUAGUGAAAGUGUUUAACUGAACAAGAAUUCUCCUUUAAGUGGAGAGUUGAUUUCACAAGGAGGAUAUAUUCUGAAUUACUGUUUUAACAGGAGUAAUAUCUCUAGAAAUGUCAGGUGAUUUACAAUGUUUCUGAGUGGGAGGUUACCCUGUAAUGUACUUUUUAGCCAGCAUUGAUAUAAACAGAGCUUGGUGAACACUUGGGAAAUCCUCUUCCAGCAUUUAGUCAGGACCAACAUUCCUGUGAUAGCUUAUUUGACGCUGAAGUGUCUCCCCUUGUGACCUCACCCUUGUGACACCCUUGACCUCACCCUUGUGACCUCACCCUGUGACUAAAAGAUUGAUGUACAUCGAAAGAAAUCUCUGCAGUAAUUCCAGGAUUGAACUGAUGUGCUACUGACACUAAUGGAAACAAAGCUAGCAGUGAAUGCUGAUCAGAGUUUAAUCGUAGUGUAAAGAAACAAAGACUUCA